CUUGUUUCUUUCUCUCUCUGAAAAACGGAGAUGGUGGCCUCCUCGUCUUCUUCGUUGUCCUCGUCGGACUCGUCGUCGGGUUCUCGGCGCCGUCAUCGCCGCCGCAACAACCGUAGCCGCCGUGACAGGGAUAAAGACAAAGACAAAGAUGCCCUCAAGAUCCGGAAGAGGACCAGCCGUAGCUCCCACGGCAAACGACGCCGUAGACACCGCCACCACCACUCGUCUUCUUCCGAUUCUUACUCGUCGUCGUCCGAUUCCGACGAUUCCAGAAGUGAUAGCUCUUCAGACAGUGAACCGGAAACAUCUAGUCAGUCAAAGAGGCACAAGAAGAAUGACAGACAGAAGAAGAGCAAAGAAAAGGAGCAGAGCAAGAGUCAUCGGCAUAAACAUCAUAGGAGUAAACUAAAAGAGAAGCAGCAGAAUGAGAGAAAUAGCAGCCCUGUUCGGCUUUCAAAGUUUUUAGGGCGUGACAAAGAUGAUGGAGUGCGUCGCAGUGCUGUCUCUGGCAAAAAGAUUCUGUUGAAACUUGACAAAUCAAAGGAGGACAAGGCCGCAGAAAACAAACGCAAUGAAUUGCUGAAGUUCUUGAAUGCUAGUUUCGACUGACGAAGGACAAGAUUGCUGGAGACAAAAGGAAUGAACUGUUAAGGUUAUCGAAUGCUACUCUUGAUUGAUGUUGUCGAGUCUUUUAGUUCAUGGAAUCAGGAAACAAAUGAAGGAACUGUUCAGUUCAAAGAUUAUUUCUCCUUAUUUUUUUAUGUUUUUGUUACUGAUGAUGAAUGUACAACAUUGUCAAGUUGGAUUCAUGAGUGAGCAAAUUAGAACUUGGUCGAACCAUAUAUUAUU
Fragaria vesca subsp. vesca is the source of this 849-nucleotide messenger RNA. RefSeq lists its product as uncharacterized. The coding region runs from base 31 to 609 and encodes 192 amino acids. Lineage: Eukaryota; Viridiplantae; Streptophyta; Magnoliopsida; Rosales; Rosaceae. The record is from RefSeq and is a predicted model, not a curated record. The transcript has 6 exons.